Messenger RNA from Cercopithifilaria johnstoni, 624 nucleotides. NCBI's taxonomy places the organism in Eukaryota, Metazoa, Nematoda, Chromadorea, Rhabditida, Onchocercidae. The record is from the annotation of a GenBank genome assembly.
AUGAGAAAUGGUUUAGAAGGUAAAAUAUCACUGCAAAAUGUAUGCGUGAAGAAAAGAAAUCAAUCGAAUCGAAAGGAACGACGACGAAAUGAGGAAAUGAAUCUUGCAUAUGCUCGAUUACAGCGCUGUGUACCACAUAUUCCACAUGAUCAAAAAUUAGCCAAGAUUAAAACUUUACGACUUGCUACUCUUUACAUUAAACAUUUAGAAGCAGUAAUAGAUGGAUCCGUUCGGGUUCGUUCUUCAUCAUCACAUGAAUUACGGCCACUUGAAGUGGAAGAUUUCGCAUCAAUUGCGAUGGCUGAAAUACAAGCGAGGAAUAAUUACAAGGAUCUAGCAGAAAAGGAAUUACGACGUGGUAUUCGAACUGAAGAUAUUUGUCGACAAACCGUAUCAGAUCGUUAUGCAUUGCCGGAAACAUCACCGAAAAAUCAUUUCUCAUCAGUAGUACGAUCUUAUCCAUCAUCACCGACAAUAGUUCAUAAUAAUAAUACAGCUUCUCCUACAUUAAUUCAUAAUAAUGCAACCCCUCCGUUAGUAAUUAAUAAUCAUUUACCUCAAAUUUCAUCCCUUCCUGGACAAUAUAUCAUUGAUAAUUUGUAUUGUUUUCCCUUUCCUAAUUAA